AUGACUCCAAAAAGAAGAAAACUAAUUCGCACUUGGACUGGAGAGACACAAACUGAAGAAAAUGCAAUUGAAGAAACUGGCAGUGAAGUGUGCACAGUCGAUCCUUUGCUAAAAAUGCAAGAAGAGUUGGAAGGAUUAAGAUUGGAGUUAAUUCUGAAAACCCAAGAAUUAAAAAAAAGUGAGGAAGAAACAGCUUCUGUUAUGGAAGAAAUGAAUGCAUUCAAGGCCCAAGCACAUAAAGAAAUUGAAAAUACCAAGAAGGCUGCCGCCGAGGAGUUAGCACUAUCCAAAUUUGGUUUAGAAAGAUUUUCAACUAACAAUGACAUAGUCAGAUUCUACACAGGAUUUGUUUCUUAUGAACAAAUUAAGGCUUUUUAUGAAAUCAUAAAACCAACUGCUGAGAGAAUGACCUAUUGUUAUGCUACAGGAGAUAGAGAAAGUCGUCCAAAAGCACGAACCAUGCUAGUUAUAGACGAGUUGUUUAUGUUCCUGGUUCGUAUUAGAUUGGGCUUAUUUGAGCAAGACCUUGCUCACAGAUUUAAAAUACAUAUAUCCACUGUUAGCCGAAAAAUAGUUACAUGGAGCAAUUACUUAUAUUUCAUGUUGGGAUGUCAAGUAAUCUGGCCUUCUAGGGAAAAUGUCAAUAAUUACAUGCCCCAGUGUUUUCGUAGGCUUUACCCAAGUACUAGAGUUAUAAUAGAUUGCACAGAAAUUUUCGUACAAACUCCCAGCUCCUUAUUAUUACAGUCACAAUUAUACUCAAGCUAUAAAAGCAACACUACCCUUAAAGGUUUGGUUGGGAUCUCUCCUCAUGGGGCAGUCUCUUUUGUAUCUGGGUUAUAUACUGGAGCAAUCUCAGAUAAAGAAAUAACUAGGUGUUGUGGCAUCUUAGAUUUAAUUGAGGAGGGAGAUUCAAUAAUGGCAGACAAAUGUUUUGAUAUAGAAUAUCUGUUAUUAGAAAAGAAAACAAUACUUAAUAUUCCCCCCUUCUUAGAGAGUAAUGUUCAGUUUACUCAAAAUGAUGUUCAAAAAACCAAAGAAAUUGCAAGUGUCCGCAUACAUGUAGAAAGGGCUAUCCGAAGGAUAAAAGAGUAUCAUAUUUUUGAUUCUGAUGUACCACUUAAUUCAUUGGGGUCAAUUAAUCAAAUAUACACAGUUGCAUGUUUGCUUACCAAUUUCCAAGGUCCACUAAUUUCUGAUCUUAGUAAGAAUUAA
Xenia sp. Carnegie-2017 is the source of this 1215-nucleotide messenger RNA. RefSeq lists its product as uncharacterized. The record is from RefSeq and is a predicted model, not a curated record. Lineage: Eukaryota; Metazoa; Cnidaria; Anthozoa; Malacalcyonacea; Xeniidae. The transcript is spliced from 2 exons. Bases 1 to 1215 code for a protein of 404 amino acids.